This is a messenger RNA of Scatophagus argus, 6291 nucleotides long. Its product is annotated as neprilysin-like. The coding region runs from base 299 to 2527 and encodes 742 amino acids. The record is from RefSeq and is a predicted model, not a curated record. Gene Ontology annotation, molecular function: metalloendopeptidase activity. NCBI's taxonomy places the organism in Eukaryota, Metazoa, Chordata, Actinopteri, Scatophagidae. Gene Ontology annotation, biological process: amyloid-beta clearance; protein processing. Gene Ontology annotation, cellular component: plasma membrane. The transcript is spliced from 23 exons.
AUGAGAGCAUGAGUGUGUGUGUGUGUGUGUGUGUGUUGUUGGUAAAGGAUUAAGGAUUAAUUGCCUUCAGAGAUAGACUUAACUGCUUGCUACAUGAACUUUGUAAAGUUCUCACUUGGCCCCAGAGAGGAAAGCAACACUGUAUAGUGAGGAGCAGAGGAAAGGUCUCUCUUGUUUACCAUUCUUCAGAAGUGUGUGUUUCUUUUUUUGGUUUGUUUGUUUGUUUGUUUUUGUCUGGAGUGUACUGCCACCAGAGGGUGAGUUGAUACAGCCAGCAACUGAAGGAGGAGACCUGAGAAUGACAGAGACCAACCCCCCCAAGUCGGCUAAGAAGCCCCGCUGGACCUCCUUGGAGAUCGGCCUCAUUACUAUCGUCUCCUUACUCUUCGUCGUCAUCGUCGCCCUCAUCAUCCUCUUUGCCACUCAGAAGACUGAUGAAAUCUGCACCACAGCCGACUGCACGCAGUCAGCAUCUCGUCUCAUUGAGAACAUGGAUGCUAGCGUGGACCCUUGUGAAAACUUCUACCAGUACGCCUGUGGAGGCUGGCUGAAAAAGAACAUCAUCCCUGAAACCAGCUCUAGAUACAGCACCUUUGACAUCUUACGAGACGAACUGGAGGUCAUUCUCAAAGGUGUCCUUGAAAAAACAGUGGAGGGGGAAGCCGCUGCUCUCACUAAGGCUAAGACCCUUUACAAGUCCUGCACCAAUGAGAGUUUAAUUGAGCACAGAGGUGGGGCUCCUCUGCUUGACAUGCUACCAGAUGUGUUUGAGUGGCCCAUAGCUGUGGACAACUGGGAGACCAUUUAUGGCAAAUCGUGGAGGUUGGAGGACGUCAUCGCCAAGCUGAACGAGAAAUACGGAACCCAACUCUUGGUUAACUUUUUUGUUGGCACAGAUGACAGGGACUCCAAUUCGCACAUCAUUCAUUUUGACCAGCAGACAAGCCUUGGCCUCUUGUCCAGAGAUUACUACACGUGCACCGGACCCUAUGCAGAGGCGUGUCGGGCAUACGAGCAGUUUAUGUUUGACCUGGCUAAGCUGAUCCGCACUGAUCGAGGAUUGGCCAUCAAUGAAACUCGCAUCAGAGAGGAGGUGGCACGAGUUAUGGACCUGGAGAGGGACAUCGCCAAUGCUACUGAUACUCCAGAGGACCGUAACAACCCGGUGUUGCUUUACAACAAGAUGGAACUGGGUGACCUUAAUGCUAACUUCACCCUUGAGGUUGAAUUGCAGACAUUUGACUGGACUUACUUCACGGCUAAGAUAAUGGAUACAGUCAACAUCAGCGUUCCUGACACCGAGAAGAUUAUAAACUACUCCCCCAACUAUUACAGAAGACUCAACCUCAUCCUGUCCAGAUACACCAAGAGGGAUCUGCAGAAUUACAUGGUGUGGCGUUUUGCUAUGAACAUGGUGGUGGGCCUGAGCAGAGCUUACAGGGACACCAGGAAAGCCUUCCGCAAGGCUCUGUCUGGGACAACGUCAGAGGCAGCAGUGUGGCGACAAUGUGCGCUUUACGUCAACAAUAACUUGGACAAUGCUGUAGGACGACUAUAUGUGCAGGAGGCCUUCUCUGAAAAGAGCAAAGAACUGAUGGAGGAGAUGAUAAAAGACAUACGAGAAGUGUUCAUUAGUACCCUCGAUGAUCUGACCUGGAUGGAUGCACAGACCAAGAGAGCAGCUGAGGAGAAGGCCCGAGCUAUUCGGGAGCGGAUCGGCUACUCUGACAAUAUCAUGGAUGAUGAAUACCUUAACAACGAGUACAAAGAUCUGGCCUACAGUGCAGAGGAGUACUUUGAAAACAUCUUACAGAACCUGGAGUAUGUGCAGAAGAAACGCCUGCGGAAACUCAGAGUCAAAGUCAACAAAGAGGAGUGGGUAACUGGAGCAGCUGUUGUCAAUGCCUUCUACUCAUCCAGCAAAAACCAAAUAGUGUUCCCUGCAGGUAUCCUCCAGCCGCCUUUCUUCAGUAAAGGCCAGGCUAAAUCUCUCAACUAUGGUGGCAUUGGCAUGGUAAUCGGUCACGAGAUCACACAUGGCUUUGAUGACAAUGGUCGUAACUAUGAUAAGGAUGGUGACCUGAAGGACUGGUGGACACCAGACUCCACUCAGAGGUUCCUGGAGCUGUCAAAGUGCAUUGUCAAUCAGUACAGCAACUUCUCCUGGGACCUGGCCGAUGGACUUCAUUUAAAUGGUAACAACACCCUCGGGGAGAACAUUGCUGACAAUGGAGGGAUACGACAGGCAUAUCAGGCCUAUAAAAACUAUGUGAAAGAGAAUGGAAACGAGCCACCACUGCCUGGCAUUGACCUUUCCCAUGAUCAACUCUUCUUCCUCAACUUUGCUCAGGUGUGGUGUGGAACAUACCGGCCAGAGCAAGCUGUUAAUUCCAUCAAAGUAGAUGUACACAGUCCAGGGAAAUUCAGAGUGCUGGGCUCCCUUCAAAAUUUCCCAGAAUUUGCCAAAGCAUUCAGCUGCAACAAGGGCAGCUACAUGGUCCCUGAGAACACCUGCCGUGUGUGGUGAUCCACAGACCUCUGGGAUUGGGACUGUUAUCAUGUGGAUGGUCCCUGUUCUCUCACAGUACCUCUCCCCACUGACUGUUGGAGCACUUGUGCAGGACUAUAGGGAAGUGGAAGCUAUUGUUAGCUCUUUACUGGAAGGACCAGGGCUGGUGGACUGAUACUGCAGUAUGCACUUCCCCCAAGGAAUGCAGUGGAGUGUACCCUGACGGACAGACGGAGCACUGUCUCUCCAACUCUGAUACCGUAGUUCAUUCAAUCAGCCUGAUUAUUCUGCUACUCACUGAAUGAAAUCCCUCCUUGUCUUUUUGAUUUUUCUUCUUUCCAUUUUCAUCUUGUUUUAUUGUCUGUUGUGAGUCUGCCAAUGUGUGUUUGAGUGUGUUACAGGCAGAAUGCUGGACAAGUUGUUGAAGAAAAGGGUAGACAGACAAAUGUGCUCAAACCCACUGACAUAUGAAUAAACCACACACCUACUCACACUUAUAUACAUGUAACAGGGCUGAACCACUGUACUGUAUGUGGGAUUGAGCUGUAUGCCUCUCAUAAAGCCUCUGGUUUCUGGUUCUGGGUUGUUUCAGCCUUCAUCUACAUACACUCUACAAUGUACUUGUAAUGUACUCUUUGUUAAUACGUGGGACUAGUUUAGCUAAAUUAUUACAGAAAAGAUUAUUUUGUUGAAAACACCAGUAAAUAUUUAAUCGUAAUCACAUAUUAUGUAAUACUGUUCUAUAUUUAAUGUUAAUGAUUUAACUGCAGUUGACAGGUGGCUGCUGUUCAUUAGCAGUAUGUCAAAUAAACCAAAACGACGUUUUUGCCUUUAAGAUGACAGCUGGUCAUGAAUCAUUGAGCUGACAAUCGACAGACACCAGACCUUUUUUGUACGUUCACUGAACCUCCUGUGUGUUUCUGUGUGGAUGUCGCUGUGUGUUUUCCAGUCUUUCUAAGUCAUUAUGAUCGCUGCCCACUGUUUGUCAAGCAAACUGGUAUGCCUUACAUCAGCGGUCUCCAACCUUUUAUGCACCACGGACUGAAUUCAUGUAAGAUUUUUCCACAGACCAGCCAUUGCACACACAUGAUAAAGCAUAAUAAAGUGCAUAAUAAUACAACUCACCACAACACAGAAUCAGUGAGAGCCCUGAGAUUUUUUUUUUUUUUCUUCCAAAAAACUCCAAAGGCUUGUCUUUUAAUGCAGGGUGCUUGGUCUCUAUGUGGCAAAGCAGUUUUGAAGGCUUUAUGGCUUCGUUGGAUAGCUGAUCUCCACAUAUUAUACAGAGCAGGCUUGGAGUAAGUGAAUCACCUGUAAUAUAAGUGGGACUCUUGGUAUUUUCUUUUAUAUGCAGCUUUCUUUUUGUUGGCAGUCUAAGAGUGUCCUGCUGUCUCAUAAAUGAGCAGCUCUCCAGUGACAUUUGUAGUUUGCAUUUUAGCUAGGGUUAACUUGUGGGCUUAAUUUAUAGGGUAUCAAAACUGUGACAGAGUGUGGGAAGUGUGGGAAAGAGGCACAGAAGUGAUGGGGAGCUGAUUGGGUCAUUUUUCAAAAUAAAACACCCUGCAGAUAUAGUUAAUACAAUGGAAAUAAAAUAGCAGCAAGUGAUCCACGGUCUGGUACUGGUCCACGGCCCAGUGGUUGGGGACUGCUUACAUGAUCUGUUGUGCUACUGUGAGUGAGAAUGUGUACGUUUAUUUGGGGGGGAACAAAGGAUAAGAAAAUGAAACGUUAAAGCAACAUUAUGCAAAAAAUGUGUUUUGGGGUUUUCUUUUAGCAAUUUGGUGCCCUUAAACAUUUUUGAUUGAAAUUAACUGUGCACAUACAUUUGUUGUGAUGACAUUACCUAUGACAAAAAAAAAAAAAAAACAAGAACUUUGCUUACCACAAAUCUAACUGCACAGCCAAAUAUCAAGCAAAUGCAACAACAAAAGACAUAAGAAGCCACCUGACGUUAAUUAGUUGAUGUUGAUAGUCCAAAAACAAGAAGGCCAGCUUGGCAUCUGCCUUGCUUCCUUUUGUUUUGCUGAGCUCUCACCAAUAAGUAAAAGUUAGUCUGAAAUUCAUUCUUUUUUGGACUCUGACUUUGUCACUCUUUCUCAUCUUACCAUAGCUUCGUUGUCUUCGGUCUUUUCGCCUUUGUCAUAAUGGUGUUCACGGAGGCUGCUGAGGCAGUCCACCAAUACCGAUGCCCGCCAGCAUUACCGUUUCUGGGACUGAAAAUCUCCUUCUCCCAGCAAUCCAAAGCUUCUGUACUAGCCCUGUAAACAACCAACACUCCAAUGCUUCUAGCUCCCACUCCAGUUUAGGCUAGCAGCUAACUGUGCCAGCUAUAUAAUGGGAGCAGCAGAUACUUUAGCAACAAGUAAAGCUAAGGUUAUCAGGAAACUGUAAAUGUUGAGAGUUGAGGCAAAGCAGCAAAAGGACAUCAGAGUGAAAACCAGAAAACAUAAAAUUUAUAAGCAAUAUAGUUGGUAUUGUGUGACUUCAUGCCAUAAAGUGUCAUGUACUAUCUACUGGAGAUUGUACCCACUUGCCCAAGUUACAAAGUGCAACAACAGCCAUUUGGGGGUGUAGGAAUGAUAAAGGCAUUGUUUUCUUUAUUACAAGUCAGUGUACCAUCAAAAUUAUUUUAAAGCUGUUGAAGUUGUUUUCAAGUCAAAUAAUUACAUAAUGUUUGACUUUUCACAUUCUUAUAUUCUUUGUUGCGGCAAGUUAAAUGAAGCUAUUUAACUUAACUUAGCAUAAAGACUGAGCUAGCCUGUCUCAGUUCAAAGAAUUGUAUAAUUACAAUGUAAACUUUUUUAACCUGUAUGUGCUUAACUGUUUUUGGCUGGGUGUCCACGAGUUGCCUGGCAGCAAAAUCGUGAUAACAAGACCUUAGGAAACCUUAAUGUAUUGCGUGAACUGUUGUGCUGUAAGUGUGUAGCUAUACCUGAUUCUAGUCUUUAUGCUAAGCUAAUGUCACCACCUCCUGGCUGUAGCUGAUGUUAACUGGCUGAUAGAGUGGUAAUGAGAGUAUCUAUUUUCUCAGUUAAUUUGAAAGUGAGUAGGUGUAUUUCGCAUUAUGUUGAACUAUUACUUUGAGAAAGGUUUGUGAUGUCAUAGCUGGUUUAAUCACAUGAAAGGCACCAUAAUAUCCAUCUUUUUUAUGAUUAUUUUCCACACUGAAGUAAAAACAGUUGACAGAAGAUAUAAUUAAGCUUUUGAAAAGGAAUGUGUUUAUCCUAUCUAUUUUAAACUUACAGAGUAUUUGCCGGACCCUAAUGGACUUUUCAAAAGUGCGUGCAUUUUUUCUGAAUGCAGAAGGAUGUAUGAAGUCUGCGGAUUCCAGUAUAGGAUUCAUUGUUUUGUAUGGCUAUAUUUUCUAUGUUAAAAUGUAACCGAGGUUGUGAUAUAAGGUCAUUAAUUGUGGAAAUUUUUGCCUUUGCCUAUUCUACAGAAAUUAGUGAAAUGAAUGAUGUAUACCACUUCUUCAGACUGUAUACCACACCCUCCAUGUUUAACCGUUAUACAUUGUUAUUUCCACGUAACUUGUACGCGUCAUUGUUUGUGCAGGCUUCCUCUCUCUGUCAGUCACUCACUCCCUCAGGCUUUCUUUCUUUCUGCCUCUCUCUCUCUCUCUCUCUCUCUCUCUUUCUCUCUCUGUCUCUCACACACUCCACCUGUAGAAAGACAGAUAUACCUCAGUUGCCUGUAUUUAGAUACUUUAUAAUAAUAAUAAUAAUGAUAAUCAUAAUGAGAAGCAGUUUUUUUUUUCUUUUAAAAUAAAUCUUUAAAUAACA